GUAAACAACUCUGUGUAGCGUGCACAAAGUGUUCGGACGCGUCGUCGCGUAUAACCGUCGCGUACAUCGUCAUGUGUACCAUCGUGUCGAUUACUCCACGAUCGCGUCGUGUGAUCCUCGAGAGUGCUGGGCGAAUCAGGGCAGAUCAGAUCGGAAGCACAACUUUCAGUAAUAUGGCAGGUUCUCUAUGUCGCGAACGAACGAAAUUUCGUCGCGUUUGUAUCGGCGUCUUGGAUGGUACAGUGCUCGCUUCAUCCUCGAAGAGACGUCAUCGCCGAGCGAAGGAAGACGAGGAAGAUGAGUAGAAGGAAGCAGCAGCAGCGGUUAGCGUCGAGGCGGGAGUGCAAGAAGCAGCAUCUUAUCCUAGAGAACAGCGGGAGAAGGAAAUAUGGGAAAGGGGGACAAGAGAGGCAUCGCGCAUCGCAGCGAUGCCAGCACUAACCUUGUGGGAAAAUUCACGCAGAGCGUCCGAAGGAUCGUCCAGGACGUGAAGGACGAAGGAACUUCGAGUGGACAGACGAAGGAGGAGGUGAUCGAGACGAACGAGAGACUGAGAGUCGUAAGGAUACGCCUGGACGGGAGCUACGAGACCGCCAAGAGGGCUCUCGUCGAAUUGAUGUGCAAGUACACCGACAGCAAACAAGUGCGCAACGUGUUUCAGCGUUACAACCUCCUCAAAGUUAUGAUCAAGGACGUGAUUAAGCUUGAGACGCAGUACUGGACAUUGGUGGAUAUACCGCGGCAAGAGAAGCAGGAGACCGUGCCAGCCUUCGUGUUGCGUGCCUGCUCCAUCAUGGAGAAGACACACAAAAGUGGCGAAGGCGUGAAAACUUCGGCGCGCCUCGCCGAAGAGGCCGAGACCAAGCGGGAGCGCAUCGAAAGACUGGAGAAUAUGACCACGGCGCAGAUCGAAGCGGAGAACACCCAGAUGACCAAUGAUCUAUACAGGUUGUUGAAGAAAUAUACGGGUCUCAGGAAUCUCAUCAGGGACUUGAAGGAGGAGUACAACAGCUCGAAGGUGUACCCAAUGUUUCCACGUUACACGAUACUGAAGGACAUGAUAAAGGACAUAAUGCACAACCCGGACUAUAUGGAGGUCUGUCACGAGGUGGACCAAGCAUAGCGGCCCGACCCCCUCCACCGUUCGCCACGCAUGACCUUGUAAAUUCCUCAAGGUCCCCGCGUGGUCGUCGGUGAAGGGGGUGAUCCAGAGAAAAUCAUGCAGCUUGAACUCAUUUCACGCUGGACGGCGAUCGGCCGUCCCGUUACGAUUCCUUUGCGUCUUCGUUCUCGCCCUGAGUUUCCCCUGCGAACAGCUCCCAGAGCAACGCCGCCGUCGUCGUCGUCCUUUAGUUCGCAUCUCACGGCGACCGUGGAGCGGCGAGUCAACGCGACUUUUCGCGGCCUCCCCC
Messenger RNA from Odontomachus brunneus, 1412 nucleotides. RefSeq lists its product as uncharacterized. The transcript is spliced from 7 exons. The record is from RefSeq and is a predicted model, not a curated record. NCBI's taxonomy places the organism in Eukaryota, Metazoa, Arthropoda, Insecta, Hymenoptera, Formicidae. The coding region runs from base 389 to 1123 and encodes 244 amino acids.